Messenger RNA from Dioscorea cayenensis subsp. rotundata (Guinea yam), 1761 nucleotides. RefSeq names its product probable aspartic proteinase GIP2. The record is from RefSeq and is a predicted model, not a curated record. Gene Ontology annotation, molecular function: aspartic-type endopeptidase activity. Gene Ontology annotation, biological process: proteolysis. NCBI's taxonomy places the organism in Eukaryota, Viridiplantae, Streptophyta, Magnoliopsida, Dioscoreales, Dioscoreaceae.
GCAAAACCCAUGUUCCAAAUAUUUCACAUUUUCGACACUCAUUUCCACUUUCCAGCCAAGGUCAAGAACAUACAACCAUUCUACAACAGUGUGAUUCUGCAACAACAGCUAGCAAAUGAAUAGUUUAUAUUAUCCAUUUUAAAAUAUCAAUAAAUAAAAAUCACAUGCAUGAAUUCAUGAAGCCAAUAAAAUCCAGCCCAACAUCAUCAACAUCGAUCAUCAACUCAAUGGCUUCUCAACACUACCAUGAACUACUACUCUCCACUUUACUCUUUCUCUUCAUCUCCCUCUCCACUCAAAGCCAUGAAACCCUGGUUUUCCCUGUCAGAAAAGAUCCCACCACCCUCCAAUACAUCACUGGCAUUUACCAAAGAACUCCUCUCGUCCCCGUCAAGCUCCUCGUCGACAUUGGAAGCGGCUUCAUGUGGGUAAACUGUGACAAUCACUACAUCUCAUCAUCUUACCGUCCGGCGCAGUGCAACUCCAAAGAGUGUGCCCUCGCCGAGUCCAUGACCUGCAACACCUGCAAUGGCUCUCCCGGCCCCAACUGCAAUAACAACACUUGUGGUCUCUUCCCAGAGAACUCCAUCAUCAAUCUCAGUACCACUGGCGAUGUCAUUGAUGAUGUCGUUCUCUUUAGGUCAAUUCACGGCAACUUUGCUACAGUUCCUCACUUUCUUUUCUCCUGUGGAGGAAAUAAUUUGAUGGAAGGUUUGGCCAGUGGUGUUGAUGGUGCUGUUGGCUUUGGCCGGACCAAGAUCGGCAUCCCAACUCAGUUGUCAUCAGUUUUCAACAUUCAUCCACAGUUCGCAUUGUGUCUUUCUUCAUCUCCAUCCUCUAAUGGUUUCGUCUUUGUUGGUAAUGGAGGCAAUUACAAGCUAGCCCCUGGUAUUGAUGUUUCCAGCUCUCUUAUGAGAACACCACUAAUAAUUAACCCUGUGAGCACUGGAGGAGUCUCCUUCGAAGGAGAAACAUCGUCUGAGUAUUUCAUUGGAGUUAGCUCAAUAAAGAUUGACGGCAAAGCAGUGAAGAUAAACACAACACUGCUGGAAAUAGAUGAUGAAGGAGUUGGGGGAACAAAGAUAAGCACGGUGACACCAUUCACUAGCGUGGAGACAAGCAUCUAUAAGUCAGUAACCAGGGUAUUCAUCAAGGCAGCUGAAGCUAAGAAGAUGAAGAGUGUGGCACCAGUGAAACCGUUCAAGGCUUGUUUUAGCUCUGAGAGUAUAAAGAGCACCAGGGUUGGGCCUGACGUGCCAAUUAUUGACCUGGUUUUUGGCAGUGAGGAUGUUUAUUGGAGGGUGUUCGGAGCUAACUCAAUGGUGGAGGUGAAGGAGAAAGGAGUGGUUUGCUUGGGUUUGGUUGAUGGAGGAUUGAGUCCUCGUACUUCGAUUGUGAUCGGUGGGCAUCAACUGGAGAAUAACUUCUUGGAGUUUGAUUUGGCUACUUCUGUUCUUCGGUUUAGCUCUUCCCUGCUGUUUCGACAGACCACUUGUGCAAACUUUUAUUUUGGUGCCAAGCCUUAGAUUUGAGCGCAUGUGGUGUGACGAUGAUGAUCACGGGUGUAAGUUACUGUAUUAUUAUUAUUAUGUCAGAGCAUGCGGUGUUAUGAUGGAUGGUCACGGGUGUUCUUGCUUUUUCAUUAUGUCUGUGGUUUGUUUUGAAUUUUAAAUGACAAAGAAGCUCAUACUUCUUCCUUGAAAGCUUUGAAAGCUUUGGAUUUGUUUUAGGUUUGUUAACGUGUGGCAAAGAUGAUCAAUA